AUGGACGGCGAGCCAGUGACCAAGCGACGACGCACGACGCCGCCCGUCUCGCAGGGCGAACCCGCGACCGUCGCAGGCGAGCCCACCGCCGACGCCAACCUCGCGACCCAGCAGGACAUCCCCGACGAGGACCAUGCAGCGCCACCGUCGAGUGCAGCAGGCGCUCACGCAAAGCCACUGUCCGCACUCUUCCAGGCCAAGACACCCAGCCCGAAGAAGAAGAAGCGCACCGUCGACCUCCGUCAGGCGGGGAGGAUUGGCGAGGACGACAAGGAGAACUUCACGGCGCUCCUCGCCAGGCUGAACAAGGAGACGCCACAGGAAGAGGCAGAAAAGUGGGGCAGGCCAGAUGCGCCAAAGCUGAACCCGCAGCGCGACGGUCUCGUUUUCCAGCAAAUCGACAUCGAGGAGUUCUCGGCGGGAGGCGGCGCUCCUACGAUCAGGGCGUUUGGCGUGACCAAGAAUGGCAACUCGGUUCUGCUACACGUCAAGGGUUUCCUCCCCUACUUCUGGGUCUCGGCGCCGCGCGGCUUCACCAACAGCGACUGCCUCCCCUUCAUGGAGCACCUCAAUGCCGCCCACUUCAACGGCAUCCGCCCUGUCAAGGCCGUCUCGCUCGCCAACAAGCGUUCGCUCUGGGGCUACAAGGGCGACGCCGUCUCUCCCUUCAUCAAGAUCACCGUCAUGGAUACGAAGCAGUACCCCAAGGUCCGCAACGCUUUCGAAAGGGGCGAAGUCCAGUACAAGGAUUUCUUCGACGGGACGGCGUUGAUGACCUACGAGAGCAACAUCGCCUACACCCUUCGCUUCAUGAUCGAUCACCACAUCGUCGGCAUGAACUGGCUGGAGUUGAAGCCGGGAACGUACGAGCGCGCCAAGAACCCCGUCUCGAACUGCCAGUACGAGAUCGAGUGCCAACACGACCAGCUCAUCUCGCAUCCGGCCGAAGGCGAAUGGUCCGGCAUCGCUCCUCUCCGCAUCCUCUCGUUCGAUAUCGAGUGCGCCGGUCGGAAGGGUAUCUUCCCCGAGCCCGAGAUCGACCCGGUCAUCCAGAUCGCCAACAUGGUGACGCGACAAGGCGAAUCGAAGCCCUUCAUCCGCAACGUCUUCACACUCAACACCUGCUCGCACAUCGUCGGCUCGGACGUCCUCGAAUUCAAGAAGGAAGCAGACCUCCUCUCAAAAUGGCGCAAGUUCGUUGAGGAGGUCGACCCGGACUUGAUCAUCGGCUACAACACCAGCCAGUUCGAUUUCCCGUACCUCAUGGACCGCGCGAAGGCGCUCAAGGUGUCGGACUUCCCGUACUUCAGUCGGCUCAAGGGCGUGAAGACCGAAGUCAAGGACACGCAUUUCUCGUCAAAGGCCUACGGCACCCGCGAUUCGAAGGAGACGAGCAUGGACGGCCGCCUCCAGCUCGAUAUCCUCCAGGUCAUGCAGCGCGACUACAAGCUGCGCUCGUACACGCUCAACUCGGUUUGCGCGCAUUUCCUUGGCGAACAGAAGGAAGACGUGCACCACUCGGUCAUCACGGACCUGCAGAACGGUACCGCCGAGUCUCGUCGCCGUCUCGCCGUCUACUGCUUGAAGGACGCCUACCUCCCGCAACGAUUGAUGGACAAGCUCAUGUGCUUCAUCAACUACACCGAGAUGGCGCGUGUCACCGGCAUCCCCUUCAACUACCUCCUCUCGCGCGGCCAGCAGAUCAAGGUCAUCUCGCAGCUGUACCGCCAAGCGCUCAAGACGGGCUACGUGAUCCCCGCGCUCAAGCAGGAAGGGUCCGACGAGCAGUACGAGGGAGCGACCGUCCUCGAACCGGAGCAAGGCUACUACGACGUUCCCAUUGCGACGCUCGAUUUCGCCUCGCUUUACCCCUCCAUCAUGCAGGCGCACAAUCUCUGCUACACGACACUCCUCGACGUCAAGAUCGCUCAGGCGCUCAACCUCAAGGAGGGCGAGGACUUUGUCCGCACGCCUAACGGAGACCUGUUCGUCAAGGCGCACAGGCGGAAAGGACUCCUGCCGACGAUUCUCGAGGACCUCCUCGCCGCCCGUAAGCGUGCUCGUGCAGAGCUCAAGCAGGAAAAGGACCCGUUCAAGCGUGCCGUCUUGGACGGUCGUCAGCUCGCUUUGAAGGUGUCCGCCAACUCCGUUUACGGAUUCACCGGUGCGACGAUCGGCAAGCUCCCUUGCCUGCCCAUCUCGAUGUCGGUCACGGCGUACGGUCGCGAGAUGAUCGACCAGACGAAGGAGGUCGUGCAAUCGACAUACAACACGGCGAACGGUUACGACUACGACGCCAAGGUCAUCUACGGCGACACCGAUUCCGUCAUGGUCCGCUUCGGCUGCCCCGACCUCGAGACGGCGAUGAAGCUGGGUGCCGAAGCAGCGGACUUCGUCACCUCCAAGUUCAUCAAGCCCAUCAAGCUUGAGUUCGAGAAGGUCUACUACCCGUAUCUACUCAUCAGCAAGAAGCGCUACGCUGGGCUGUACUGGACGAAGCCGGAGAAGUACGACAAGAUGGACACGAAGGGUAUCGAGACCGUCCGCCGCGACAACUGCCGCCUCGUCGUCACCGUUAUCGAUACCUGCCUGCGCAAGAUGCUCAUCGAGCGAGACGUGCGGGGAGCCGAAGACUACGCCAAGCAGGUCAUCUCGGAUCUCUUGCAGAACAAGGUCGACCUGUCGCAGCUCGUCAUCACGAAGGCUCUCGCCAAAGCUGACUACGCCGCGAAGCAAGCGCACGUCGAGCUCGCUGAGCGGAUGAAGAAGCGCGAUGCUGGUUCUGCACCGGCAAUGGGUGACCGUGUGGCCUACGUGAUCAUCAAGGGCACGAAGGACGCGCGCGCCUACGAGAAGUCCGAAGACCCGCUAUACGUGCUCGAGAACAACAUCCCGAUCGACACGAAGUACUAUCUCGACAACCAGCUCUCGAAGCCGCUUAUGCGUAUCUUCGAGCCGAUCUUGGGCGAGAAGGCGAGCUCGCUGCUCGCCGGCGACCACACCCGCACUGUCUCGAUCGUCGCACCGACUGUCGGCGGCCUCAUGAAGUUCGCCGUCAAGACCGUCACCUGCCUCGGCUGCCGCACGCCUCUCAAGCCGAACUCGCUCAACCAAGCCGUCUGCAACAACUGCCGCCCUCGAACGGCCGAGUUGCACGCCAAGCAAGUCUCCAUUGCCGCACAAGCAGAAACGGCCUACGCUCGUCUGUGGACGCAGUGCCAACGCUGCCAGGGCUCGCUGCAUCAGGACGUCUUGUGCACGUCGAAAGACUGCCCGAUCUUCUACAUGCGCAAGAAGGCACAGAAAGAGGCUGUCGACGCCGUCGGAACGCUCAAGCGUUUCGACGGAGAGUGGUGA
Rhodotorula toruloides NP11 is the source of this 3357-nucleotide messenger RNA. Its product is annotated as DNA polymerase delta subunit 1. Gene Ontology annotation, cellular component: delta DNA polymerase complex. Bases 1 to 3357 code for a protein of 1118 amino acids. Lineage: Eukaryota; Fungi; Basidiomycota; Microbotryomycetes; Sporidiobolales; Sporidiobolaceae. The record is from RefSeq and is a predicted model, not a curated record. Gene Ontology annotation, molecular function: 3'-5'-DNA exonuclease activity; nucleotide binding; DNA-directed DNA polymerase activity. The transcript has 22 exons. Gene Ontology annotation, biological process: DNA-templated DNA replication; base-excision repair, gap-filling; DNA replication proofreading.